This is a messenger RNA of Acanthaster planci (crown-of-thorns starfish), 7137 nucleotides long. Its product is annotated as antigen WC1.1-like. Gene Ontology annotation, cellular component: membrane. Gene Ontology annotation, molecular function: protein-lysine 6-oxidase activity. Lineage: Eukaryota; Metazoa; Echinodermata; Asteroidea; Valvatida; Acanthasteridae. Gene Ontology annotation, biological process: peptidyl-lysine oxidation; collagen fibril organization. The record is from RefSeq and is a predicted model, not a curated record.
UACUUGUAGCGUCGUUACUCUUAUUGUAGUGAGGCUACCUAUUUUAGAAUGGAACGCGCUAGAAAUUCUCAAUGAAGUUCAGCGGCAACAACGUAAACACAAGGCCGGCAUUUUUACUACGAUAGUACAAUACAAUCGAGUUUCGCGCCAGAAGCUGACCGGCUUGCCAUACUUCGCGUAUUCCUGACAAUCUUCGCUCAUUUUUGGUACUUUGCGUGUCACAAAAAGAAGAAACCGACUGCAGUCUUCAAGGGGAUCAGCAGAAUUUUCCAACAGCAAACACAUCGCAAAUGCCGGUAAGGCGAACAACCAGGCUGAAAUAGCAUAAUUUUGUGGCCAAAACACGUGGGUGUGUGAUCGACUAGCCGGUGAGGACACAGCCGCUGCAAUCAGCAUGGACCGGCUCAUCACAGUGAGCAAACGAUCCUCACUGAUGGCACUCGUUCAUAUAUUUUUGAUCAGUUUUGCAACGUUAAGCAGAGGGGCUGAUGUAGCAUCCCAGUGUGUUGCAGGCACCUACAUGAAGUCGUCUUACCCCGAGGAGGGCCACCGUUGCGUUUCAGACUGUGGCCCCGGGUUGUACGGUGACGACUCGAGUAAAUCUUGCCAGCCGUGCGCAGCCUUCUGCUACACCUGCGAAGUGGCCCCUGACAACUGCACGAGUUGCUCCAAUCCGCGUUUUCUCCGUGGGAACAGAUGUGUAAUGGAUUGUGGGAAUAUGUUCUCUCGGGGACCUGCGCGGACCAGGCUUAGGCUACGGGGAGGCAGCGACGCGUUUGAAGGCAGGGUGGAGAUCCUACACGAGGGGGUGUGGGGAUCGAUAUGCGAUGACAGUUGGGACAUACACGAUGCACAGGUUGUGUGCAGUGAACUUCAGCUUGGUAACGCGGUUGAGGCGCUCAGCGUUGCCAACCGGUCUUUCGACGGGGCAUCAUCGCGCAUGCCCAUUCACCUUGAUGACCUGGAGUGCCUCGGGACGGAGUCCAAGUUAGAGUUUUGUCCUAAUCUUCAGUGGGGGAGACACAACUGCGCCCAUUACGAAGAUGCAGCUGUUCGAUGCUCCGGACCAGACGUCUCUCGUCUCUGCGUAGCUUCUUGCGGAGAUGGUUACUACCGAGUACCCGGCACCAAUCGGUGUGAGCUCUGCUCCCCUGAUUGCCUGACGUGUACCGACCACGCGGAGCACUGCCUGUCCUGUGAGGCCCCACGAUUCCUGACGGAGGGCCGUUGCGUCCUCAACUGUGGCACUGGGAGGCACGGGAACACCCUGAGCCGCACCUGCGAGUCCUGCCACGACAACUGCAAUAACUGCUUCGACGGGCCCAUCAACUCCGUCUGCUCCAGUUGCAAAGAUCACCUCUACCUGGAUGGUGGAAUUUGUGUCGAGUCUUGCGAUCCUAAACUAUCGAAGAACUUGGCUAUUAGGUUGGUUGGAGGAGUGACGGCCUAUGAAGGACGUGUGGAGGUGUACAUUGAUGGGGAGUGGGGCACGGUGUGUGAUGAUGAAUGGGACAUCAAUGAUGCCCUAGUGGUUUGCAGGGAGCUGGGAUAUGGCUCUGCCACAGCCGCUGUGUCUGCACCUGGCUAUGGACGGGGCACAGGUCCUGUUGUACUGAACCACGUCCGCUGCGAUGGCAGUGAAGCUGAACUGGUCCAUUGCCCGCAAAGCCAAUGGCGGGACAACCAGUGCAGACACACGGAAGACGCUGGUGUACGCUGUGAAGGAGCGUCAGGCACCGCCACUAAUUGGGGCAGCCUGGUAUCCACCCUCACCCAUCCCGGAGCCACCGGCCGUUGUGUGGACUCCUGUGGCUUAGGCUACUACUUGCCCGCCAGCAGCAACUAUGACUGUGCCACGUGCUCCUCAGAGUGCCUCAGCUGCGCGAUUGCCGCUGACCAGUGCACCAGCUGCAAACCCUCCAAGUUCCUCAAGGGAUCGGCCUGUGUCGACUCCUGUGGGCCCGGUGACUACGGCAACACUGCCACCAACCGCUGUGAACUGUGCGAUGUGUCUGCGUGCAGGACGUGCCAGGACGGCACAAGGAACAACAUCUGUGAAACUUGCCACAGUGGAAAAGUGCUCAAGGGCACAUCCUGUGUGCAAAGCUGUGGACCGGACAUGUACAGCCAGGCAGGUGUCUGCCAGACAGAAUGUGAUCACGGUUACUAUGGCAACCCAGCCUCCUACAUUUGCCAGACCUGCUCGAUGCAGUGCUUGACCUGUGGCUUCAAUGAGGAAUUCAGUAUAGUAUGCACGACCUGCAGAGCUCCCAAGAUUCUGAACAAUGGUGAGUGUGUGGACACCUGCCCCAGCUCCACAUUGCUUGCACCAGCAGACCCAAGCAAAGUGCCCAACGCCGACCAGAUACGAUUGGUCGGUGGUAGGGACCAAUUAGAAGGCAGGUUGGAGGUGUUUCAUGAUGGUCAGUGGGGGACAGUCUGUAAUGACCUGUGGUCACUGAGUGCUUCUAAUCUUGUUUGCAGACAACUGAAUCUGGGUCGGGCGGAGUCGGUCCUGAUUGUGCGCUCAAGGUCACUGAUUCCACCCGGACAGGGCAUCAUUUGGCUGGACAACGUCUACUGCCGCGGGCUGGAGUCCAACCUGGACGAGUGUCGGCACAACCCAUGGGGCCAGAACAACUGUAACCAUGGAAAAGAUGUGGCCCUGAGGUGCACAGGUCCAGGCAUUCGUGAGUGUGUCACCACCUGCCCACGGGGCUAUUUCCCAAACCCUCUGACUGGCCAGUGCGUCCCGUGUUCACAGGGCUGCCUGCGCUGUGAGAACCAGCCCACCUACCACUGCCUGGAGUGUCAGCCCGGUAGCCUGCUGCAGGAUGACCAGUGUGUGGACGAAUGCAGCGCCGGCUUUCACCCGGACGGUUCCAGCACCUCCUGCAGCCCUUGUAAUGACCUGUGCGCUACCUGCGCAACACGGGACGAUUAUUGCACCAGCUGCAAGGGGGAGCUCAUCCUGGAAGGUCACACCUGUGUUCCACAGUGCAACGGCUACAUACUGGUCCCGACCGACAAGAUUCGGCUGGUAGGGGGCUCCUCGCCUCUUGAGGGGCGUGUGGAGGUGCUGUAUCAGGGACAGUAUGGGACCAUCUGCGAUGACCAGUGGGGCUUACAGGACGCCACUGUGGUGUGUGCACAGCUGGGGCUAGGCAGAGCAAUCAGGGCUACAGAGGAAGCUAGCCAUGGACAGGGAACAGGAGAGAUCGUCCUGGAUAAUGUUGAAUGCAAGGGGGAUGAGGAAUCGCUUCUCAGCUGCGACCAUGCUGGGUUGGGGGUGCACAAUUGUCAGCAUGACGAGGAUGCAGGAGUUGUGUGCUCCGGACCCAUGACGUCCAAUAUCUGCAUCCAGAAGUCGGACUGUUCCGACGGCUACUUUGUGUUUGCCGACGGCCUAAGGUGCGGCAGAUGCUCCUUCAGCUGCGCCACCUGCGCAGACUCGGCCGAUAACUGCCUCAGCUGCCCCAGCGACCGGUAUCUGAGUCGGGACAACCAAUGUGUUGAGACCUGCCCCCAGGGUUUCUAUGGAGACAGCAACAAGACCUGUCAACCUUGCAGUGGGAAUUGUCUGGAUUGUAGCGGCAGUGCUGACCAGUGUACCAGCUGUGCCUCCGCCCUCUAUCUUCAGUCGGGGGCCUGCGUGGAAGCCUGCGACAGCAACAUGUUCACCAAGAAGGGCCCAUCAGAUAUCAGGCUGGUCGGUGGCAACAACCACUUUGCUGGCAGAGUGGAGGUGAUGUUUAAUGGUGCAUGGGGCACCGUCUGUGACGAUGACUUUGAUACCAACGAUGCCAAUGUCAUCUGCCGGCAGCUGCAGAUGGGUUAUGCCAUCCAGGCCUACUCCGGUGCCCAUUUUGGGGAGGGCAGUGGGCAGGUGGUCCUGGACGAGCUGAGAUGCAAUGGAGAUGAAGAGUCGUUGGGGGCCUGCGCUGGGAACCGGUUAGGUUCGGACACAGUUGACUGCCAGCACUAUGAGGAUGCAGGCGUGCAGUGCUCCGGUCCAGGAUCUGCUCUGCAUUGUAUUGAGGACUGCGGGCAUGGGUACUACGCCACGGAGGACAGGGUCUGCGAACUCUGCAGCAGCCUCUGCCACACCUGCGAGGGCAACGCCUCCAACUGUGUGUCCUGUCGGGAGCCCAUGUUCCUCAUGGAUAACGUCUGCGUCAAGGCCUGCCCGGCCGGCCAGUACGGCAACUCGGCCAGCCGUCAGUGUCAGGCCUGCACCGACGAGUGCCAGGAGUGUUUUGACGGCGAGGCCGGCGACGUCUGCAAGUACUGCAAGCCGGGCUACUUCCUGGACGGCUCUUCUUGUGUCGGUGAGUGUCGCCAGGCGGCCAUCCUGGAGAGCAUCUUGCCGCGGGAGGCCAGCAGCCCCGCCGUGCGUCUGGCAGGAGGCACCGAGACGGAGGGUAGGGUGGAGAUAUUCUACCAGGGCAAAUGGGGGACUGUCUGCGCCGAUGAGUGGGACCUCGUUGACGGAGAGGUGGUCUGUCAACAGUUGGGGUUAGGACACGUAGUGGAUGUGAUGGACAGUCGCUUCUAUGGGGGUGUGUCCCUGGGCACCCCCAUCUGGAUGGACUCUGUGGACUGCAAGGGCUGGGAGUUUGCCUUGAGCCAGUGCAGCCAGGAAGGCUGGGGCGUGGGUCGUUGUGAGAGUGGAAUAGCCAUGCCCAAUGGGGAUGCAGCUGUCCGAUGCGAUGGAUCUACCAGCCCCCGACGGCCUAAGAAUGUCUGCCGUGUUAUAAAGAACUCCCCUUGCAUGCCGGAUUCGUGUGGUGCUGAUGUGACCUGUGUUGACCUGGAUGGUGGGAGGUCGGUGUGUAUGGAGUGUCCAGAGGGACAAAUUGGCACCGGCACAGAAUGCACAAUGGUGGCCAGCGUCCCACCGGAAUUUAAGAGGACCCCUGAGGACCGCAACUCCUCGAUCGGCACGCCGUCAAGUCUGAGCUGUCGGGCUAAGGACGGCAGCGCCCCCACCGUCACCGCCCAGAACUGGUUGAAGGACGGCGAGCCCCUCCCCCAAGCCGAGCUGGACAGUGGCCGGAUCGUGGGCCUCAACUUUGGCUCCCUGUACUUCACCACCACCCACAGGGAGGACACUGGAAACUACACAUGCGUCAUCAGGAACUCGCAGGGAUCAAGCUCUGCAUCUGCGUUGCUUACUAUCGAAGAACCUCCCCAGAUCAUGCAGAAGAUGGAUGAUACGGUUGCCAUUGGCGACAGCGCCGUGUUGGCUUGCAAUGUGGUGGGGCUGCCUGCCUCCACGCUCCACUGGAGCUACCAGGGGAAAGCGAUCAGCGGUGACCGCUUCACAAGUUUCGACGGGAACGGCUCGCUGGUGAUCGCCAACGUCACCAGUCAGGACGAGGGCGAUUACCAGUGCCUGGCAGAGAACAAGAUGGGCACCACUCACACCACCGUCGGGCUGACUGUACACGAGCCGCCGGAGUUCAUAGUGAAACCCACCGACGUGUACGAAGUCAACCAGGGCGAGUCGUUCAGCAUGCAGUGCCAAGCCCAAGGAAAGCCUGUGCCCAGGAUACUGUGGAAAAAAGACGGAAACGAGCUGCCCCACGUAGCAAAUAGGUUUACAAUAAUGCCUACCGGCGACCUGAAACUCACCAACGUGGAUACCAGCGACAUGGGAGUGUAUUACUGCAUUGCCACCAAUCCAGUCCUGGCUCUCUCCCUUUCCACACAGGUGCUUGUCAGGGGUCCCCCAGUGUUCAAAAUCACUCCCUCCAACCUCACCCUGUCAACCGGCGAAACCGUCGUCCUCCAGUGCGAGGUUAUGGGGGCGCAGAACCCUGUGGUGACCUGGCAGAAGGACGGCCAGGGGAUCAAGUCCGGCGACCAUUACAAAGUCCGUGAGGAGGGACUCCAGAUCAAGUCGGUAACCGAGGCCGACAGCGGCAAGUAUUCAUGCAUCGGAAGCAAUGCUGAGGGAAGCGUGGAAAGUACGGCAUAUGUCAGUGUUAAUGCACCCGUUUACGGCAAGCAGCAGACAGUGGGCAUAAUGUGGGUCUUCAUCGUCGUCAUCGUCAUACUCGUCCUCGUGAUCGUGGUCAUUGUGGGCGUUGUCUUGAGGCGUCGCUACCAGCAGCAGGCGCUCUUCAACCACUCCCGGCUCAACCGGAGCCCCAAGAAGUCUGGAGGGGCCCUGGGUGUUAAGUUUACCGAGCGCAGCAACGGCAGCUACGUGGAGAUAGAGAAGCAGAAGGCCAAGGAGGAGCGGGAGAUGCAGACGCGAGGGAUUAUAGAGGACGUGGACAUCGUAUAGGUCCAGGUAGAAAGCCACGCUUCGAUUAUUACCACUGAUAAUUGCACAAGCAGUAUGUGGAUGUCUCGAAAUAUCCCGAUAUUGAAAAACCAGACAUUGCAAAUCGUAUCUCGCUAUCCUCAUGAAGUGACAAAGACUUCUUAUUGCUCGCUGAAACUCCAUCAUGUGCAAAUCAUGUGGAAAAUCUCUUGACUUUUUUCCCCUGAUCACGUUUUGUGUUCUUCUCUUUGCACCGUUACUGUAAAAUUUUAUAAACAAAAAAUGCUGUAAUUAAUUUUCUCUGUCGGUACACCCAUACUUGUUUCCUGGACACAGGAACAAACAUGCAUUGAUAUCAAGAUACCACGGGGAGCAGAAAUAUUGUGGGGACAAAUGUUGUCCCCUGCCCGCAGCACGGUUCUCUCUCUCCUAACGAAAGAAAUUGUCCCCUUGGAGUGGGGAAGGCCUGCCCACUGUAACCCAGUUUAGUACUCAUUGGUGAAAGUAUCCAUCAGAAAUUUUAACCCGCGAAAGUUGCUACCUUUCCAGUGCUCAUUGUUUGAAGAAUUUUAUGUACAGAGCACCAUGCAUUGUAGGUUUUGUUUUAUUUUGUUUUGUUUUUAAUGGAAGUUUUGAUCACUUGGUGAAACUCACUAUUCCAAAAGACUUAUUGUCAACCUAAAAGGUAAUUCUCACAGAAAGUCGAGAGUUCUUGUUAUCGGCCUUUUUAUGUGAUGGCAAUCACAUAUUUCAGUGCACUGCUUUGAUAUUAUAUCACAUAUUUCAGUGCACUGAUUUGAUAUUAUAUCACAUAUUUCAGAGCACUGAUUUGAUAUUAUAUCACAUAUUUCAGAGCACUGAUUUGA